Molecule: messenger RNA, 869 nt
Organism: Helianthus annuus (common sunflower)
Lineage: Eukaryota; Viridiplantae; Streptophyta; Magnoliopsida; Asterales; Asteraceae
Exons: 5
Coding region: 135-869 (244 amino acids)
Biological process (GO): DNA recombination; DNA repair; DNA replication
Cellular component (GO): nucleus
Molecular function (GO): DNA binding
Source: RefSeq, a predicted model, not a curated record
UCCAGGCUUUUGUGAAAGGAAAAAACUGCAAAAAUCUUGACUCAAAACUAUGCCUACAAACAUGCUAUCAAAUAAAAGGUUAUGGAUGCACGGAACCAGACAACUUUACGAACACAUUGACCCACCCAGCUAUAAUGAACCUUGGGAACGCCACUGUCAUCACCUCAAUUCCGGACAAUGAAAACAUACCGAAACAAUACUUCGACCUAGCUACACGCAGAAGAGCAGAAUUCCAAGCGAAAACAGAAGGGGUUGUAGAUUACAUCGGACUACUGGUACGACGAAUUGAGGACAAAAGAACUAACGCCAAUAGACCCUAUGUUGUUUUAUCAUUCAAAGACUGCAGCAAUCAAGACAUUACAGUUGCGCUCUGGGAAGAAAUAGCCACAGUCAAAAGUCGGUUCAACAGGGCUGAAAUAGACGCUGCAUCAGCACCUAUAAUACUAGCAAUGACAACAUUAAAAGCAAAGAUAUAUUAUGGCCAUGGAAUCACAGGAACACUACAGCUAUCUUCAACAAGUGCUACACAUGUCUACCUAAAUCCACAAACAGUAGAGACUGAAACUUUAAAAGAAAUGUACGAAAAAUCGGAUAUGCACAACUGCGAAAUCACUACGACAACAGACCUAGAGGUUCCAAUUUCACACCUACUCCAAGGCAAUUCUGGGAUAAUUGGCAAGCGUUUCACAAUAAAGGGGAAAAUAACAGAAAUCAUGUCAGACAAGAAUUGGCACUACAAUGCAUGUCCUAAAUGUCGUCAAACAAUGAUACAAACAGGUUCUGAAUGGUUCUGUGUAGAUGAUGGCACCUAUGACAACGCAGUUUACAUGUGGGUAUCUAUUAAACUCAGUUCUAUAAGAAAAUCAUAA